GGCGGAGAUAAAAGGCGUGGUUAACUAGCAGCCAUUUUAAAACUAUAAAACUGUAACAGUAUGUCUGAAGUAGAUGCUGUGAAAGAGGAGGAGGAGUUUGUGGUUAAGAAACAUGUCAGAUAUUUCAGUCGCUGUUUAGAUAUUUUACCGACGCAAUGUCAAUCGUUGGACGCUAACAGGAUGACAAUUCUUUUCUUUUGUCUAUCUGGUCUUGAUGUUUUGGAUAACUUGAGUGUCAUUGAUGAUCAGAGAGGGUCCGAGAUCAUUGAAUGGAUCUACUCUCAACAAGUCCUACCCGAUCAAUCAGACGAAUCAAGUCUUUCAAAGUGUGGGUUUCGAGGUUCAUCAUUUCUUGGAGUACCUCACGACAACUCUAAAUCUCCAGUGUCUUAUCCAUACGAUUGCAGUCACAUUGCAAUGACAUACACAGCACUGUCCUGCCUACUGAUAUUAGGAGAUAAUUUGAGUAGGAUUAACAAACCGGCAGUACUAACUGGUAUUAAAGCACUACAGCAACCUGAUGGAAGUUUUUGUUCCACUGUUGAGCAGUCGGAGUCUGACAUGAGAUUCGUGUAUUGUGCUUGCUGUGUUUCUUAUAUUCUUAACGACUGGUCAGUAGUUGAUGUCUCUCUCACUGCUGACUACAUAAAGAAAAGCUUAGCCUAUAACUUUGGUUUUGGUCAAGGUCCUUCUUUAGAAAGUCAUGGUGGUUCAACCUACUGUGCCGUUGCCUCACUCGUAUUAAUGAACAAGUUGGAGUCCACACUGACAUUGAGAGAAAUUGAAAGGAUCAAGAAGUGGUGCAUCAUGAGGCAACUGACGGGUUUCCAGGGUCGACCCAAUAAACCAGCUGAUACUUGCUACUCGUUUUGGAUCGGAGCCACUCUUGAAAUGUUAGGUGCCAGUGAUUGGGUUGAUAAAGAACUGAACGUUCAAUUCAUACUAUCAACUGAAGGAGAAUACACUGGUGGAUUUUCAAAGUGGCCCAAAUGUCACCCUGAUCCAUUACAUUCCUAUUUGGGUCUUUGUGGUUUAUCGCUAACAAAUUAUUCCCAAUUAAAGCCCAUCAGUGCACCUCUCAACAUCAGCCAGAGAGCAGCAGAAUGGCUCCAGUCCAUAAGAGGCAACUUUUAAAAGGAAAAACAAAUUCUAGUUUUUAUAAUAAUUAUUUUUUAUUAUUUUUAAUUAGUAAUGAUUAGUGGGAGUGGCUCAUUAGCAUUU
This is a messenger RNA of Amphimedon queenslandica, 1221 nucleotides long. Its product is annotated as geranylgeranyl transferase type-1 subunit beta-like. Gene Ontology annotation, cellular component: CAAX-protein geranylgeranyltransferase complex. The transcript has 10 exons. Lineage: Eukaryota; Metazoa; Porifera; Demospongiae; Haplosclerida; Niphatidae. Gene Ontology annotation, biological process: protein geranylgeranylation. The record is from RefSeq and is a predicted model, not a curated record. The coding region runs from base 61 to 1134 and encodes 357 amino acids. Gene Ontology annotation, molecular function: CAAX-protein geranylgeranyltransferase activity.